GCCAGCCCCGAAGAGAAAACGAUGGAUCUUCCUCGGCUCGGCCAGAUGGAAUUCAUCGUUUCUUUGGGCAUGGAUGCACGGGCUCGCGAUCAAUACGCACAAACAAUUUACAACUAUAAGGACGCAAUCGAAGGCUUUGCUGGCAUCCGCGACGAUGAAGAAUCCUCAGAAGACAAGUCUUCGGACGACGAAGUGCUGAGGUCAGGUCUCAACCCCGAGAAGUCCCCUACAUCCUGGCUUCCUCAGAUUAAGGAAAUGCUUUCUAGGGCAGAAAACGUUGUUAAUCACAACGACCUGGAUGAUGAUGGCACAAUGACCCAAGAACAUGUAUCGCCCGAGGAUGAGGCCAUAUGGGCAGUUCAAUGCAGCACGAAGUUCGAGUUUUUGAAAUAUCUACUUGAGAGAUUCCGUCCUCAUGAAGUACACCUUGCAAUUUUGGCGAAACCGGGAAGGCUACUGGAUAUUAUCGAGACAUUUUUAAAGGGACUUCAUAUUGUUUACACGAGGCCCGAUACAAUGUCACGCUCUGAUGCGACCGCUUCUGGCUACUUGCGAGUCGGACUUUUGGCUACGGGGGAGACUGGAGCCGCUGCUAUGGUCGGUAGCGCAGACCUCGUAAUCGCCUUUGACAGUUCCUUUAGCGUGCAUGACCAUCAAGUCCAAGGUUUGAGAUCUACGUUUUUCGAGAUGCACAAGCUUUCUCCGGUCAUACAUUUGACAGUCAUCAACUCUGUUGAGCACGUAAAGCGCUGUCUUCCGAGCAACGUGCAAGGUAUAGAACGACUUCAACUGGCUGUUCGGGCUAUUACGCAUCUCAGACACGAAGCCGGAGAACUUUCCUCGGAAUUUCCUCAUACCGAAGCUGCCGCUGAAAAGGUCUUUGAAUUUGUCGAUGGAGGAAGCAUUGAAAGUGAAUGGCAACUUCCUCCACUCACAGACGUUGUCAGCAUGGAACUGCUUGCCGAGUCUCAGAGCUCAAACUCUACUUCGAGAUCUGGCACAAGUUCUGAAAUCCGUCAAGGAGCUCAAAAGAGGCCUCUGACUACCGAGGACGAGCAUGAACCCACUUCAACCAAGAGAAUCCGACAUUCACCUGGUGCAGAAAAUAUUCUCUCCUCCGGCAUCGACGCGACUCAUGUCAGCGAGUCAAUUGUCGAACAGGCAGAGACCCCGGGCCAAGAUUCCAGCACUCGAAACGAAUCACAAAAAGAAGCCGAAUUACGCACCAUUAUCGAAACCGCGCAGAGCCGGCUCCAAGAACACAUCCUCGCGCUCGAGGAGCUGCAGACCCGCCACGAGGAGCAACGGGAAGAAAUCCACCGACUGCGCAAAGAACGCGAAGCAGUCCGCAUCGCAAUGGCACAGUCUGAACGCCGACGAGAAACGCAGCUAGGCGAAAUCUCCAAACUCAAGGACGAAAAAGCAUCCCUUCAAAAGGAACUCGACGACGCGCGCACCGCCCUUGCCAAUUCUACCGUUCCCGAAAUCGCAGAGCUCGAAACCGCCCGUGCCGAAGCACGACAUAAUCUCGAAGCCAAACUGCACUUUGAGCGCAAAGUAGACUCUGUCCAACGCGACUUUGAAUUCACCCGCACCCAGUACCAAAACGCCUCCAGCGCAGCCUUUGAAGCGUCUCAGGAAACCGCCUCCCUCCGCGACGAAAACGAAGCCCUCAAGCAAAAAGCCAGCGGCGAAGCCGUCAAGCUCAAGCAAAUGAAUGCCGAAAGGGCCAAUUCCCUACACCUCGAUCGCAUCAGCGAACUCGAAGCCACUCUGUUAGAGCGCGACGAGCUCAUCAAGAAGAAGGAUGAAGAUCUCACUCGCCUCAGAGGCAGAGGCGGCCUAACGACCCGCGCCACGUCCGUACCCAGGAGUCCGAGAAGUGUGAGCAGAGCGUCUAGUCCCAAUCCUGCGGGUAUAGGGAAUGGUGGGCUCGGGAUUAGUCGCGCGACGUAUCUCAGGAAUGCUUAGUCCUUUUUUUUUUCCUUUCCCUCUUCCAUUUCAGUUUUAUUUUUUUUUUUUUUUUUUUCUAUUUU
This is a messenger RNA of Xylona heveae TC161, 2036 nucleotides long. RefSeq lists its product as hypothetical. The record is from RefSeq and is a predicted model, not a curated record. The transcript has 2 exons. Lineage: Eukaryota; Fungi; Ascomycota; Xylonomycetes; Xylonales; Xylonaceae. Gene Ontology annotation, cellular component: HDA1 complex. Bases 22 to 1971 code for a protein of 649 amino acids.